ACAAAUCCUCUUAAUUUAAGACUUAACGAAGUUCUUACUGCUUCACACAGAUUCGUAUUACGUAUUGAAUUUCGUUAUGUUUAUUUUAUAAGACCUAGUUUACGAUUUUACACUGAGUGAAAAUAUAUACAUAAGAACUACUUUUUCAAGUUUGACACUUCUGUCGAAUGUAAACAAUAGUUGUGUGAAGGUGGCCGUCAUAUUGAAUCAAGUGCAAGGAAGUGAUUCAUUUCUUACUCACAUAGUUGUUUCAUCUGAAUCAGCGGGAUACUCCUCCAGUUCCGCCACUUUUAAGGAGCUGCUGGGAUAUCCUGAAAACUCAAAAUGAGCUACCAAAUGCAACCCCAGGGUCGCCCCAUGAACUACCAGGGGAACGACCUGAACAAGGAGCAGACGCUGAUGUGGCAGCAGAACUCGUACAUGGGGGACUCAGGGAUACACUCUGGAGCUACCACCCAGGCGCCCUCCCUCACCGGCAAGGAGGAUGACCUGGAGAGUGAUCAGCUGAUGUUCGACCUGGACCAGGGCUUCACUCAGGGGUUCACCCAGGAGCAGGUGGAUGAGAUGAACCAGCAGCUGUCCCAGACCAGGUCUCAGCGCGUGCGUGCCGCGAUGUUUCCUGAGACCCUGGAAGAGGGGAUGGAAAUCCCGUCGACCCAGCUGGACCAGGCUCAACCCACCGCCGUGCAACGUCUCUCAGAACCCAGCCAGAUGCUCAAACACGCCGUCGUCAAUCUUAUCAACUACCAGGACGAUGCCGACCUCGCGACCCGAGCCAUUCCGGAGCUGAUCAAGCUGCUGAACGACGAGGACCAGGUGGUCGUCUCCCAGGCAGCCAUGAUGGUCCAUCAGCUGUCCAAGAAGGAGGCUUCGCGCCACGCCAUCAUGAACAGUCCCCAGCAAGCUAUGGUGGCGGCUCUGGUGCGGGCCAUCUCUAACAGCAACGACCUGGAGACCACCAAGGGGGCUGUGGGCACCCUGCACAACCUCUCGCACCACAGGCAGGGGCUCCUGGCCAUCUUCAAGAGUGGAGGCAUUCCUGCGCUGGUCAAGCUGCUCAGUUCACCAGUGGAAUCGGUGCUAUUCUACGCCAUCACGACGCUGCACAAUCUGCUGCUCCACCAGGAAGGGUCUAAGAUGGCGGUGAGGCUGGCCGGCGGGCUGCAGAAGAUGGUGGCUCUGCUACAACGCAACAACGUCAAGUUCCUGGCAAUCGUCACCGACUGCCUACAGAUCCUAGCUUAUGGCAAUCAGGAGAGCAAGCUGAUCAUCCUGGCCAGCCAGGGACCCGUAGAACUCGUGCGGAUCAUGCGCAGCUACGACUAUGAGAAGUUACUCUGGACCACUUCACGCGUGCUGAAAGUGCUGUCCGUGUGCUCCAGUAACAAGCCAGCCAUAGUGGAGGCUGGGGGGAUGCAAGCUCUGGCCAUGCACUUGGGCCACCCCAGCCAGAGACUGGUGCAGAACUGUCUCUGGACCCUCAGGAACUUGUCAGACGCCGGUACUAAGGUUGACGGACUAGAAGGACUAUUGCAGUCGUUGGUGCAGCUGCUGGCUUCUACAGACCUCAAUGUGGUGACAUGUGCCGCCGGUAUACUGUCCAACCUGACCUGCAACAACCAACGCAACAAAGUUACCGUGUGUCAGGUCGGAGGUGUUGACGCUCUGGUCCGCACCAUCGUCACUGCCGGCGACCGCGAGGAGAUCACUGAACCUGCGGUCUGUGCACUGAGACACCUGACUUCACGCCACGUGGAGAGUGAGAUGGCCCAGAAUGCCGUGCGGCUCAAUUACGGCAUGCAGGUGAUAGUGAAACUCCUGCACCCACCGUCGCGUUGGCCUCUGGUGAAGGCGGUCAUCGGGCUGAUACGCAACCUAGCGCUGUGCCAGGCCAACCACGCUCCGCUGCGCGAGAACGGCGCAAUACACCACCUUGUGCGACUGCUCAUGAGGGCCUUCCAGGACACGCAACGGCAAAGGUCAAGUGUGGCUUCAACUGGUAGCCAAGCACCGAGUGCGUACGCGGACGGUGUGCGCAUGGAAGAGAUAGUGGAGGGCACAGUCGGCGCGUUACACAUCCUCGCGCGGGAGAGUCACAACCGGUCCAUCAUCCGACAGCAGAUGGUGAUCCCGAUCUUCGUGCAGCUGCUGUUCAACGAGAUCGAGAACAUCCAGAGGGUGGCGGCCGGCGUGCUGUGUGAACUGGCCACGGACAAGGAGGGCGCGGAGAUGAUCGAGCAGGAGGGAGCCACCGCUCCGCUCACAGAGCUCCUCCACUCACGCAACGAAGGAGUCGCCACGUACGCGGCCGCAGUGCUGUUCCGGAUGUCAGAAGACAAGCCGCAGGACUACAAGAAGAGGCUCAGCAUGGAACUCACCAACUCUCUGUUCCGGGAAGACCAGAACCUGUGGGCCGGCGGUGACCUGGGCAUGGGUCCUGACCUCCAGGACAUGCUAGCACCUGAUCAAGGAUACGACGCAAUGUACACGACUGGCCCACCCAGUGUUCACAGCAGCCAUGGUGGCCGCCCCUUCCCCCAGACAGGUUAUGACCAGGUACUCCUAGACUCCAUGCAGGGUGUAGAUCUCGGCUCGCAACACUCGGAGUAUGGGCCGAUGGAUGUGACCCCGGGGCCGCUGGACUUUGACACCCUGGAGGUCCCCCCACCUCCUCCCGACAACCAGGUGGCGGCGGCCUGGUACGACACCGACCUCUAACCUUUGUCCCCCCUCUCACCAGACCCUUCUUUCGCAGCAACACGGUCCCCUUUCAAGUUGGAAUCAAUAAUAAAUCUUAAUCUUUGAAUAUAAUUCAGUUUUAAUACACCUGGUUGUACGCGUUAAAAACAUUAAAAAUGUGAUCUUUAAGUUUUAAGACAGUUCACGGAUGCAAUUUUUAAAUUGAAGAAGUUUAUUCAAUCUUUAAAUUGAAAAAGUUUAUUCAAUCUUUAAAUUGAACAAUUUUAUUCAAUCUUUAAAUUGAAGAAGUUUAUUCAAUCUUUAAAUUAAGACUAAUAAGACUGAAGACAAUAUAUUGUCUUUAUUGAAAUUUGUUUUCCUCUUUCUUGUUAGGUUUUGAUGAAAAGAUGAAUUGAUUUUAAUAAAUAAUUAAGAAGAUUAAUCUUUGAAGGUUUGAAACACUUCAGUCCGAUUUUAUAAAAAAUCUGAAUAAAGCCGUGAUCGAUGGGAUUUUUUUUUUUUAAUUUGCGUGCAACCAGUAAUUUCCAAAAAUGCAAUAUAUACUGCCUUUCCAAGUAUAUUGUAUUACCCCUUUUCAAAAUAAACAUAAAACUGAUGAUGUUUUGGAAGUUUGUAGCGUUGUCGUCGUUUACUGGCAGAAAGAAGGGUCUUACUUCAAAGAAAGGUGCAAAAACUUUAAAGUUAAGUAUUCAAAUCAGUGAUUUGGGUUGAACCCAUGUAUGUAGCUAGAUCCAUAGCACAUUGAAGUAAUUAUAAGUCUGGUACUUAACUAUUGUAAGCCGUCAGAACCAUUCCAGUGGACUUUGGUUGUAUAUUGACUUCUGCUAUCCUGUUGUUAAUUUAUCCACAUUCGUUUAUAUUUACUUCUCUCUUCUUUCUGUUGAUUUUCAUUGUUAUUAUUUAUUUUACUUUUGUUAACGCUACUUCUUCCGUUCGUUGUUUUUAGUUACGAUCUUUAUUAGUUUAUCGGAUAUCUCUCUGUCGACACUUCCCGUAUGUACAUUAGUGAUUUACAAAUUUUUAUUAGUAUUACUAGAUUUAUAUCGCUAAUUUUCCCUGUAGUACGAAGUUAGUAUAUUUUUACUCGUUUAGGUAGUUUAUUUAUCUAAUGUUUGAACAAAGUUUAUGUAUGAACUCGUGCUAGUAGCUCUCCUAUUGAGGCGUAAGUGUUUUAAUGGACAUACUAUGUAUAGGUUAUUUCAUGCCAGUUUACAAUCUUUGUCGUAACGUGUCUAGCGUAAUAUUACCGCUUACAGGGUCAUAAGUCUUAACAGUUUUGUUGUUUACCUGUUUGAUUUACGUGUUUUGAACUAUCAGACACUGAUCAAGUGAAUGUGUUUAUUUUAUAUUAUUGUAAGACUAAUAAAAAGACAAAACCAG
Messenger RNA from Homalodisca vitripennis (glassy-winged sharpshooter), 4080 nucleotides. It is a transcript of the gene arm, whose product is annotated as armadillo segment polarity protein. The coding region runs from base 325 to 2718 and encodes 797 amino acids. NCBI's taxonomy places the organism in Eukaryota, Metazoa, Arthropoda, Insecta, Hemiptera, Cicadellidae. Gene Ontology annotation, molecular function: cadherin binding; transcription coactivator activity; alpha-catenin binding. Gene Ontology annotation, biological process: cell adhesion; positive regulation of transcription by RNA polymerase II. The transcript is spliced from 15 exons. Gene Ontology annotation, cellular component: catenin complex; adherens junction. The record is from RefSeq and is a predicted model, not a curated record.